Lodderomyces elongisporus is the source of this 1338-nucleotide messenger RNA. RefSeq lists its product as uncharacterized. The record is from RefSeq and is a predicted model, not a curated record. Gene Ontology annotation, biological process: regulation of cyclin-dependent protein serine/threonine kinase activity. Gene Ontology annotation, molecular function: cyclin-dependent protein serine/threonine kinase regulator activity; protein kinase binding. Gene Ontology annotation, cellular component: cyclin-dependent protein kinase holoenzyme complex; nucleus. The transcript has a single exon. NCBI's taxonomy places the organism in Eukaryota, Fungi, Ascomycota, Pichiomycetes, Serinales, Debaryomycetaceae. Bases 1 to 1338 code for a protein of 445 amino acids.
AUGACGACGUACGUCAAGGAUAUACAGGAAAUACCGAAUUUAAAACCCCCGCAAGAAACAUUUGUUGAUGAUCCACAAUCACUAAACGAAAUCCAUUUGGAGGAACUCAACUUUGACUUGGUAAAUGGCUUGAAAAAGUUUGAUAACUUGCACAUCCUUCAUGCCAUCUACAUGCUUGCCAUUGUGACCAAGUUUACAAUCAUCUUGCAAAAGCAACCAGAACUAUAUCAAAAAUUUCGCAGACAACAGUUGAAUAAAUGGGGAAUAGAUAUCGAGAGUAGUAAAGAGCAGAGUGGGGGUGUGUGUCGACGUGAGCGUGAGCAUGAGCGUGUCAAUGUAGAUGGCAUUGGUGGAGAUGAUCCUACCGACGAGCUAUUUGCAAACAUAGAUGAGGUUGAAGACGACCGUACGGCAUCUGCAUCAUCUGCAUCGUCGUCGUCAAGUGACUUGAGCAAAUCAAGUGAAGAAAGGGGCGAGAUCAUGGAUGAAGCUAUUUUAAGUCAAGACGAGUCCGAAUUGGAAGAUGUAAAGCACGUUGGUGAAACAAACACCAACGAAAAAGACGACAUUUCUGUAUUUCAGGAUGAAAACAUUGAUGAUAUCCAUUUCAAAUCCUCCCCUACAUCAUACUCCUCGUCGACAACUCUGUCAACGACUCUGUCAACAACUCUGUCAACAACUCUGUCAACAACUCUGUCACAAAGGCACCAAUUAUCGGUACAGCCACCUUCCUAUAUACCAGUUGAGAAAUUAUUGCAAAAUACCAAUCUCAAUAAACGCAAUAUACCUGUAACAAGUAACCACAAGAAACUAGCAGCAGAGUUACAGCAUGCUAAUCGAGCAGUACAUCAUCAUCCCCAGCACCACAAACACUUGGUUAAAAUUUUCAACUUGAUAAAACUUCCCAAUCUUAGUAUUGAGCAAUUUCUCUUACGCAUAAACCAAUACUCCAACCAAAUAUCCCUAAACGCAUACUUGCAUUCUAUAUUUAUCAUUUACAAAAUCACCAUCCUACUAGAUUUAUUCACGUUGAACGAUAAUAACUGCUUUAGAUUAAUCAUUGGAUCACUUCGCACUUCAAUUAAGCUCCUAGAUGACGUGUACCAAAAACAAUCAAGUUUCAAAAACGUUGUUGGGUGCAACGCCAAGGAUUUGCUAAAGAUUGAAAUUGGCUUUCUAUACUUGGUCAAUUUUAACAUGAACUUGGAAAUGGAAGAAGAGCAUAUUAAGCGAUUUUUACAAGACGAUUUCAAUUCUUUGUGUAUUUUUAUGAAAAACGAAAUGUCACAGGAGUACAAUGGGGUGGUACAAGGUUUUCAAAAUUUAGAGUCAAACUAG